AUGGCCUACCCUUUGGACGCCGGCGGCGGCGGCAAGUGGAAUGGCGACGCGUUCGCAUCGAGCCUUGGUGGCGACUUGCUUACGUUCUCCGUGGCACCGCUCACGCACGUCAUGAAGACAGUUGGCUCGACGCUGCAGCAACACGACACGCUCUUGGACGAGCUCGCAGCAGCGCUGGCCAAGCUGCAGCAGCACCAGCACGAGACAAACCAGACGCUCGUCCAAGUGCAAGCGAACGACCCGAGCGCGAUCCGGGACGAAGUGCUCGAGAUGGUCGACAGCCUCCAGAAGCGCGUCGAGGGCUCCGAAGCCGACAUUGCGCAAGCGUCUGCGCUCACCCACGCGCUUGGUGGGAAAGUCGCGAUCAUUGAAGAACACGGCGCCAAGCUGGACGACGUCGAAGCCACUGUCCAAGAUCUGGCGUCCACAGUCGACCAGAUGUCGGCGCGCAUGAGCGACUUUUUGCUACCAAACGCACUCGAAGGACUCAAAGCCCAGAUUCUAGACGAGCUUCAAGAUCAGAUUCUGGCCCACGUCCGAGCCGAAAUUGGCGCACGAAGAUCGACUUCCACGCUGCCACUACCCUCCUCAGGGUCCGACGACGCGGACGCGCACACCAAAGAUAGUUUAAACGAAGCGGGUGCCAGCUCGAUGGAAGCUACCACUCUUGACGACAUCCCAGACGACGAGAGUGGCAAUGACGACGACGAUGAGAUCGAGGUCGAGGCCGAAACUAAUACCAGCAGUAGCGACGUGCUUCGAGCCAGUGAUGAGAGCGUCAAGACCAGCGAUCCAGCUCCCGUACUGCAAGCGACGCAGGAGCUCGAGUCUUCGGACGUGACCACGACCCUAGCCCCUGCAACGACGACGCGACAUGGAUCACGUCGGUCCACCGGUGGGCGCGCGUCGUUGAAAACGGGGGCAGCAACAAACGAGCUGGGAAAUCAACUCCGGGACCUCAACGCCCGCGUCGCCCGCGCCGAGCGAGAUCGCGAGGAUGUGCUUGAACAAAUGGCGCAGCUGCAGCACGAAUUGCGUGAGGUGAGCGGACGCCCGCCAACGUUUGCAGCGCCAGCGGCUCUCGAGCCCAAAGUACCACCGACCGAGCUCGUCAAUGCAGCGUACGAGACGGCGUUGGAGACGCAGCUGGCCAAGAUUAUGGAGCUAACCAAGCAGCUACAAGCGUUGCAGGACACCGUCUCCGCCAACACCGAGGGCGUGGACGCCAACAAAACAACGAUCAAGGCGACUCAAGACGACUUGCGCAAGCUCCGUCGCCAAGUCGAGGAAUUCCAGGAGACCCAGCAACUCAUGCAAAGCUUUGCGACGGCGCCAUCAUCGUCGACGUCGUCGGGCGAGCCGUCCGGAACGUCGGCCGUCGGUGGCGGCCCGGACCUCUCGAUGGUGUUUUCCAAGCUCGCCGAGAUGCGUCAAGCGCAGGUCGCUGCCUCGGAGGAGUUGCGCGAGGCGCUGGAGACGGUCGCGGAGAAGAGUGCCGACCAAGGCCGGGAGCUGCACAAAUGGACCGAGACCGUGCAGAGACUCGGGGCUGCCAGCGUCGGGCACGUCGACGCCGAGGCGCGAAAACUCAAAGAAACGCUCCAGCGCCAACUGCACCAGCAAGCCGAGCUCAUCACGAGCGUGAACGAAUGGCUACCCCUCGGCCACGACAUCCACCACGAUCUGCACCACCCCGACGGCCGAAGCCCCACGCGUCGCCUCGCCGAGCUGCAAAACCUCGCGCGGCAGUAUCACUUGAUUGCACCGGCGGUCAUGAACCUUGUUGCUGCCCCCGGCGCGCACCAAACAACGCUACUGCGACUGCGCCAUGUGCUUGUGGACGCACCGGACGGCGCCGAAAAGGUCGCGACGUCCGAUCUGCUUCAAGCAGCCACGGCCGAUGUGUCGGCACUCGACAAGGCCAACGAGACGCUACUGCGUGCCUACGACCAGGCGCGCGUCAUGAUUGACGAGCUCUGGAGUGAUUGGUACGACAAGCAGCACAGCGACGCCCGCCAAAAGCAGGACCAGCUCGCAAAAGACAUGGUUGACUUGCGCCAAAUGCAGCAAGUGCUCGCACGUCCUGCGGCUCCGAGCGCCAGCAGCGUGCCCAAGGAUCCGGAGCGCAGGACGAGCCACGUCGCAUUGAGCGUCCUCGACAAUGCAGCGUCGCUGAGCGGGCACAACAGCGAGGCGCUCAAGAAGAUGGAGCAGAUCCUCUUGACGACGCAGCGUCGUAUGGACGGGUUCGAAGACGACCUGCGCGUGCUGAGCCGAAACGUGCUCGCCUAUCGCAACGACCUCGCCGACAAGGUCACGGAAGGUCACCUCGCCAAGCUUCGGUUUCAAAUCUACUCCGAGCUCGCCAAGGUCCAUACGUUCUUGGGGUCGUCUAAGUUUUCGGCGCCACCAAAAACGAGCAUCGAGCACAUGCCCGUGUACGACGACGCCGACAUCAAGGGCACGCUCGACGCGCAGGCCGAAAUGAUUGCCAAGCUCUGCGCCGAAUUAAAAAAGAAAAAGACGAUCGCGAGCGGGAGCUUCGCGACAAGGAAAGCGCGCGGGACCCGGAUCUCGGUCGAGACCGACCGGUUCAACACGCGCCUCGAGAGCAUCACGGAGAAGGUCGCCGAAAUGUUCGUCUCGUUGGAAGUCAACCGGUCCGCGACGCAGCCGCGGCACACAAUUCCCGUCUUCAACCCGGCACAAAUGCUCGACUCGUUCGCGCAGACGAUCGAAGCCAAGCUUGCCGAGACGCAGGACCUCACAAAGAAGGUGCGCGGUCAUACAGGGAACCAAAGCGUCCUGUAA
This is a messenger RNA of Saprolegnia parasitica CBS 223.65, 2811 nucleotides long. RefSeq lists its product as hypothetical. The coding region runs from base 1 to 2811 and encodes 936 amino acids. Lineage: Eukaryota; Oomycota; Saprolegniomycetes; Saprolegniales; Saprolegniaceae. The record is from RefSeq and is a predicted model, not a curated record. The transcript has 11 exons.